UCACUGCCUUAUUUUCUGCCGAUUGCCCAGCAUUGCGGAGGGGGAGACGCAAGCAGAUGUGAGCGGGGCUACAUCAGGGACAAUCCAGCUGUGAACUAAGUGGAAACCUGCGAUUUCAUUAAUAGUAUGUGGCAACCCGCGACAGAGCGAUUGCAGCACUUCCAGACAAUGCUGAAGACCAAGCUCAACGUGCUUACCUUGAAGAAGGAGCCGUUGCCAACGGUGAUAUUCCAUGAGCCGGAGGCUAUUGAAUUGCGCUCCACUACACCACUGAUGAAGACUCGGACUCACAUGGGCUAUAAGGUGACAUACCUUGGAAAAGUAACCAUCACAGGGACGCAAUUUCUGUCAGGGUGCACCGAGUCUGCUGUCAUUGGUUUGUGGGAGCGCAGGGCACUGGUUCAAGAUGAUGUUCUCAAUGCCAAUGCUAUUCUGGAGAUUCGGCCAUUCCAGCACAUUGUCAGGAUUUCGGGCAGAAGAUACGGAGAAAGACCGGCGACCUUGGAUAGCCCGUGUAGCGUGGAUGGUAACCCAGAUGCGGAGUUUACGCAAAGAGCCCGAAAUCCUGACAGGCUGCGGGUGCCAGAGCCGGACUGGAGGCAAUUGAGGCAGGAGGAACAACUGCCAGAUCUCAUCUGGCUGUGUGCUCUGAUUAUGCCAUGUCUAUAAAUGCCUCGAUCUGCUUAAUCUCUACUAACGUGCUAAUGCGCAUGCUAAUGCUCCAAUGCGCAAAUCCUGUCCUCCAACUUUACAAAAACUAAACACUUCUGGCACACUAUACUAUCAGGAGUGUCGGAAGGACGGUCUACACUGUACAUGUAGGCGGGAUUUUUAUGGUGACAAGUAAGGGUUAACAGGAAACACCUGUGAGGCGGAAGUAUGGACGAUAUAAAAUGCCGGCGAAUGAGUGAGCGGGGAGGCCUCUCUAUGCUCGGUGGUGCUUGGAAUCUACGCUGCAGCUGCCAUAUGCGAAGGCGUGUAUCUCGGGGAGAUUAUCGUGUUGUUGGGAUAUAAGGCGAGUACUGGUGGGGUGCGGCGGGUUGGGAAGUUAGCGACGCAGGUCCACGUUCAGUGGCAGCGGCGUGGACUCCAGGCGCCACGGGAAAGGUUUGUGGUUCCUUCUAGAAGCCGGGGUAUUAUUUAUGUUGUGGGUUUUUUUUUGUUUUUGGGGGGUUGUGAUGUCAUCCCCUGACUAGUUCAUUUAAAUAAUAUUGUUGUUUGAUAUGAAUUGAUUUCUUUUUUUUGUGUAUUCGUUUAUUUAGGAGGAACCUCAUGUUAAUCUGUAUUCCUGACCCCUUGUCACGGAUGUGUGAGCUGCCCAGGCCCUUUUAUUGUACAAGUGUGAACUAUAGCAGUGUGUUUUAGCUAAUUGUGAAAAGUGUUUCAGAGAUUGCUGUGUUUAGAUCAUUGUGUGGGGGUUGUGGUGUUGCCUGGCACUCCACUUACUUAUUGGGGCAGGGACAUUGAACUGUGGAAUCCUGGUAAUAAAUUCUUAUUUCUAUA
This is a messenger RNA of Paramormyrops kingsleyae, 1503 nucleotides long. It is a transcript of the gene pid1, whose product is annotated as phosphotyrosine interaction domain containing 1. Gene Ontology annotation, cellular component: cytoplasm. Gene Ontology annotation, biological process: negative regulation of insulin receptor signaling pathway; negative regulation of D-glucose import across plasma membrane; regulation of mitochondrial membrane potential. The record is from RefSeq and is a predicted model, not a curated record. NCBI's taxonomy places the organism in Eukaryota, Metazoa, Chordata, Actinopteri, Osteoglossiformes, Mormyridae.